Molecule: messenger RNA, 5719 nt
Organism: Anopheles coustani
Lineage: Eukaryota; Metazoa; Arthropoda; Insecta; Diptera; Culicidae
Gene: S1P
Product: membrane-bound transcription factor site-1 protease
Exons: 4
Coding region: 772-5004 (1410 amino acids)
Biological process (GO): proteolysis
Cellular component (GO): Golgi apparatus
Molecular function (GO): serine-type endopeptidase activity
Source: RefSeq, a predicted model, not a curated record
AAGCAGGGAAACUCAGGAUCGGGAAACGGGAAUCCUCUGCUGCCGCGAAAAAUGAGGAAAGAAAAUGAGGAAAACGAUUACUACCCCUAGUAGCAGGAAUACCUAUCGUCGACCAUCCAAUCAACUUACGGUACGGUGUGUAAAACCUUGCCUGGGAGGAGUGAUUUGUGUAAUUUGGUGAAGUGAAAAUGAACUGAUAACGUACUGCGACUCAUCUUUUCCGUGGCCCGUCUGAGAAACCGUGAUAUGGUAUCUUUUUAUUUGCGUAUCGUGUACGAAUUACUGUGAAAAGCGACAAAAACAACCGAACGUAACGAACAAUCAAAGCAGGCAGCAGGCUACCUAAAGCUGUUGUUGAUUAGCGUUUUUCGGUGAUACCACUUCCAGUGAAAGUUCUCUUUACCCCAAAGUAUGUCCUGAAAUGGGGAAACAACUAUGCGAACCAGAUUACGGCACCAGCGAUAAGUCGAACGACAAUCGCGAACCUUCAAAAGAUGAUACGAUGAAAACAAAGGAGCAAAAGACAAAAUGUGAAGAAAACAAGAGAAAAUAACCUUUCCGGUGGCUAAGAAUACGCGCUCGUUUUAGAAACAAAACAAAAAAAACAAUCCCACACUUACGCCACCCCAUGCGUCGAGCUGCAAUCAAGAAACGCAAAUUGUUUUUGCGAUGAACGCUGACCGAUAGAAAAUAGAAAACUGUUCGAUUGUUAUCGUUUUCGGUCUCCCUUCGGUAAUCCUUUUGAAGGACUUGGGGAAGCUAAGCGCGAAGAUGAUAAUCCGCUUCGCUAUCGGAACAACAACAACAGCACAAGCGUUUCAUCCUACCACAAUUCCGCUGGUCUGUUUGCUGCUGCUCAGUGCUUGUACAAAUGUCGUGUCACCUAGUUUUAGUAGUAACGGAACUGCUACGGCUAAUGUGUCAGUAAAUUAUGCUAGUAAUAAUGCCUACUAUAAUGCACCACCACCGUCUCCUUCAACCGACGGUGGCACGAGCGGGUUAAAAUACAAUAGCUCUACCGCAGGAGACGGUACGGUUGAGGAAGCGGCCAGCAAAGGCCGUAAUGGGUCAUUUGGGGUCCCAACACCAUGCUGUGAUACUAAUGGUACUGACCCGUCGGUUGGGAAAAGUCCGGCUCCCGACGGGAACCAAUCGCAACGAGUGGUGAUAGAAUUUUCCACCAACAUCGUCCAAAACGAGUACAUCAUCCAGUUCAAUGGGUACUACAAGCAAAGGGAGCGGGAAAACUUUAUCCAGUCCGCCCUGAACGGAUCGAAGGUACAAAAAUGGCGCAUCUUGCCGAGAAACAAUCCUGCCCGGGAUUUUCCCAGCGACUUUGACGUACUUGCCCUUGAGGAACCGGUAGAGUUUGCCGACGAUGGUUUGAUACUGCUGCGAUCGCAUCCCUCGAUCAAAAGUAUAUCGCCCCAGCGGAUGGUUCAACGUGCGCUCAAGUACGUGCCGGUGCAUCAGUCGAAGGUGGAACAACAACAGGAGGAGGAAAAUGAGGAACCUAACGAACCUAACGAGCCGGAACUCGAAUUGGACGACGAGGAAACGAACGAUUUUAUCGAGUUUUUUCGCCAACGACGACUAACGACAGAAGAUGCAUCGGUUCAGCCACCGAAUCGUCAUAGCAACCGGAGGCUACUGCGUGCGAUUCCGCGCCAAAUUACAUCGCUACUGAAGGCGGACGUACUCUGGGACAUGGGCAUCACCGGGAAGGGUGUCAAAGUGGCCGUGUUCGACACGGGGCUCGCAAAGUCGCACCCGCACUUCAAACGCAUCAAGGAGCGCACGAACUGGACGAACGAGAAAACAUUGGACGAUGGCGUAAGCCACGGUACCUUCGUGGCCGGUGUGAUUGCCUCCGCGAAAGAGUGUCUCGGAUUUGCGCCGGAUGCGGAACUGCACAUUUUUCGCGUCUUCACCGACAGCCAGGUGUCGUACACGUCGUGGUUUCUGGAUGCGUUCAACUACGCCAUCCUGAAGAAGAUUAAUGUACUCAAUCUGAGCAUCGGCGGGCCGGACUUUCUUGAUCAACCGUUCGUGGACAAGGUGCUGGAGCUAUCGGCGAACCGGGUCAUCAUGGUUUCGGCGAUCGGCAACGAUGGGCCGCUGUAUGGGACUCUGAACAAUCCCGGCGACCAGAUGGACGUCAUCGGGGUGGGUGGUAUGGACUACGCGGACAAUGUGGCCAAGUUUAGCUCGCGCGGUAUGACCACCUGGGAGCUGCCGGGUGGGUAUGGCCGGCUUAAACCCGACAUCGUCACCUACGGCAGUCAGGUGAAAGGAAGCAAUCUGAACGGUGGAUGUAAGUCGCUGUCGGGGACAUCCGUCGCUUCGCCGAUGGUAGCGGGCGCGGUUACUCUGAUCGCAAGCGGCGUUUUGGAUCGACUGGACGAGCUUAAUCCGGCCUCGAUGAAGCAGGCACUUAUCGAGGGUGCCCAGCGGCUCCAGGACAACAACAUGUUCGAGCAGGGUCAUGGCAAAUUGAACAUCCUCCGAAGCAUGCGCCUGCUGUCGACGUACCGCCCGAAGGUGACACUAUCGCCAGCCUACCUCGAUUUCACCGAGGACUACAUGUGGCCGUACACAACCCAAAGCCUCUACUUCAGCGCGAUGCCGGCCAUCGCGAACGUCACCAUUCUGAACGGGAUGGGUGUGACCGGGCGGGUCAUCAACCAGCCAACCUGGCACCCGUACAGCAACGAACACGGCGAACUGCUGAAUAUCUCGAUCAGCUACUCCGAGCACCUGUGGCCCUGGUCUGGCUGGAUGGCGGUCCACAUUGGCGUCAACGAAGCGGGCCGAAGGUUCGAAGGCACUGCCCAGGGUCACAUAACACUUACCGUGCAAAGUCCCCCCGGUCCGAACGAAACAGAACCCCGCAAUGGAACGGUCAGCUUCCCGCUGAAGGUACGCAUCAUCGCUCAGCCUCCGCGCCAGAAGCGAAUCCUCUGGGAUCAGUACCACAGCCUAAGGUACCCGCCGGGGUAUCUACCGCGCGAUAAUCUCAAAAUCAAAUCCGACCCACUGGAUUGGCGGGCGGACCACGUGCACACAAACUUUCGUGACAUGUACACGCACCUCCGAAACGCUGGCUACUACGUGGAGGUGCUAGGGGUGCCGUAUACCUGCUUCAACGCGACCCACUACGGAACGCUGCUGGUGGUGGACCCGGAGGAGGAGUUCUUCCCGGAGGAGAUCACAAAGCUGCGUGAGGACGUGCUGGAGCGCGAGCUGGGCGUGAUCGUGUUCGCCGACUGGUACAACACGUCCGUCAUGCGAAAGAUCAAGUUCUACGACGAAAACACACGCCAAUGGUGGAUGCCGGACACGGGUGGUGCGAACGUACCCGCACUGAACGAGCUGUUGCGCGGAUUUGGCAUCGCACUGGGUGACCGUGUGGCCGAUGGGUACUUUAGUAUGCACAACCAUCGCAUGUACUACGCGUCCGGGGCGAACAUUGUGCGGUUUCCGGUCGGCGAGGGUACAAUACUGGUCGAGCGCGAUCUACUGGACGAAGGGCUCGGUAUUGCGCAACCGGACGAGGCUCGAUCGAAGGUGCGAACGCCAACGGCCAUUCUCGGAAUGCUGCAGACGGAUCGGCGAAUGUUCGCAAGGCUUCAACCGGCCACACCAAACCCCGAGGAGCAACUCGAACCCAUCCGGGGGGAAGAUGACGUCGUCCAGUCGGCAAUCGAUCGCGAUUCAAUCUUAAACAAACGAAUUUUGUUGAACGUGCAUUCGCUUGGCGGUGGAGACGAAGAUGAUGAUGGGGUGCCGAACGAGGGUGGUGAGUUUCGUGAGGAUCCACCGGUUGGCAAUCAUCUAGAGGACGAUCCGGCUGAUCAGCACCUGCUGAUUGACGAACCGACGAACGACAACACCGGUGGCGGUGGUGGUGAUGACACCGGAGGAGGUGAUUCCCUGAAAACGGAAGAACUCGCUCGAUUGCGCGAGGGUACAAAGCCAACCAACUUUACCACGAAGGGGGCGAAAGGACUCGGUGCGUCACCAUCAUCCGUCGAUGGUGGUUCUGGCACAACCGCUAGCAGUGGACGGAUUGCUGUUUACGGUGACUCGAACUGUCUCGACUCAACACACCUGGAGAAGCCAUGCUUCUGGCUGUUGGACUCGCUGCUCGAGUACACGAUGACUGCACACGUCACGAAUGAACUGCGAGAACUCAACAGUAGCAGGAAGUCGGAGAUACUGGAAGAAAAUCAAAAACCACCCCAGCGUAUGCCCAACAACAACCUACACCUCUACUCGAAGGUCCUCGUACCGCACACGACCACCUUCCAGAAGCGACCGCUUCCGGCUUGCGAACGUCUAACCUGGGAGCAACCGAUUACGCUCAACAUGUCCACCCUGAACGGCUACGGGCCGAACGAUCGGAUACUCCUGCAGCAGCGUUUGCUCGAACAGGAGCUCCAGCAGCAGCAGGAGGCGCAACUCCAGCAGAAGGUCCAACAGCGGCAGCUUAAGCAAGGGGGCGUAGUGCAACCGGGGGCUGGCGGCGGCGUAUUCGGCAACGAGCUGGACGACAACGUUAACCUUUUCCGUAAGUUGGAAAGUCAGAAAGCCGCGUCCGUGCUGAGCGCCAACGACGAACCGGACGUGCCCGGCUGGAGGAACAAGAAGACGGAUAAAAUUCCACCCAACGCACCACCGAACAGUUUCAUCAGCCCGUCGGUGAAUCAUCUGCGGGGACCACCGACGGCCGGUACUCCGAUCGUGCCGCUCGUCGAUCACCAAGCACUACCGGCCGGAAGAUCGCCGGACGAGUUGACCGGCGGAAGAAAUCGACCACCGCCAUACGGUGCGAAGGACCUGUCCGGUUCCGGGCCCUCCACCGUACUCUACUGGUUGACGUCGAAGGGCGUUCUGCUGCUGGCCCUACUCGCUCUGCUGGGCCUACUGAACUGGUUGCGGAAGACGAAGGGACUUACGAUAAAGCGAAGACUUAACUACGUUUUCAAGAAGAUAGGCUUCUAGGUAUUCCCAGCCCAAUUGAGAAAAAGUACGAAGUGGGCCACAACAUUCGGAACCAAAAAUCUUAAUUCGCAAGGGAAUUCAUAAGAGAGAUUUUCGAAGAAGAUUUCGAAAUACAAAAUUCAAAGACAAUUUUCGCUCCUUGCUUCCCAGUUUGUUAAUUUUUUUUAGGAAAAAGGAGCGGAUUUUUACGCCCUCGGUAUUGAAGGUUCCGUUGAUAUGCAUAUAGAAACUCUCAAAUCGUGACUUCAGAGUCGAAAAAUGAUGUUGUUUACUUUAGUUUUGCUUUAGACAGGUUUUUUUCCGUGGUUAGCUUCGUUUCGUUAUUUUUGUUGUACUCUAUUAACUCCUUCACUAACCGGUGCGGUGUUGAGCAGCCUCACAAUGGAGGUUUUACUGAAGGUCGAUGCGAAUAAGCUAGAGAGAAUGCAAAGAAUCAUAGUUGCUUGUAAGUGAGACUUUAUUAAAGCAUCAUUAUAUUGGCAUAGAAGAGGAGUACAACAGCAGAAAAGACUCUAAAAGAUAAAAUAGCACCCUAAAGUUUCGUUAAGUUGUACCGGUGUAUAGCAAAGAUUACAUACAUUAUGUUAAUCCGCAUUGGGGUCCACAGUUUCUUCGUUUGGUGGGAAAAGGUGGAAUCUUACUCGCAUCGGGUGCGAGGAUGGGUGAUGAAACUAAAUAAAGUGAAAAAUAUAUGUAUAUUUUUUAUAACUAAAAA